Messenger RNA from Lathyrus sativus (Indian pea), 342 nucleotides. Lineage: Eukaryota; Viridiplantae; Streptophyta; Magnoliopsida; Fabales; Fabaceae. The record is from the annotation of a GenBank genome assembly.
AUGCGUGCAAUCAAAGACAAGAAUCUUCACAAGAAAGUUGUGAAUGUCGGGUAUGCUCUAACUCAACCAACAUUUCAAUAUUACCUUAACGAAAUUAGGAUGUCAAAUAAAGAUGCAGGAAGUUGGUUGGAUAAUAUUCCACUCGAAAAGUGGACAAUGGAUUUUGAUGGUGGAUGUUGUUGGGGCCACAUGACGACUAACAUUGUGGAGUCCAUGAACAUGGUAUUCAAAAGAAUUAGAAGCCUUCCAAUCACCGCUUUGGUGAGAUCCACCUAUUAUAGGUUGGCACCACUUUUCGCAACAAGAGGCGAAAGAUGGAGUGCAGUGUUAACGCUGGGAUAA